GGCCACGGGUCAAUAGCCCAUGAGGCGAAACCGGGCUAAGGGUGUAAUUCUUAAUUAGACUCCGUACUGAGCAAAAAUUUCAUUAUUCAUCUUACAGUAAAGUUCUACAGCUGCUUUGAACUCUUGGCUUUGUCCGAUUCAUUGACAGGUCAAUUAAAUAUAAGCAAUGGCAGGGUUAUCAGAUUAACACGCGCCUGCUACAAGAAAAUGAAUAGCUUACAAUGCUAUAUUUGUUGACAUUUAAACUAUGAAAUGCUAUAAAGCUACAAAAAUCAAUGCUUCUAUUUAGAAUUUUUUGGCCCUUAGUAUCAUCAGUAUAUCAUUUAGUCAAUCAUCACCGAAAUCGCAUUUCACAUUUGGUUUCACUGCGCCAUCACCAUAUAAUUGUAAAUUGUUUUCUGACCAGUCAGUAUUGACUAUGGACGGACAAGUCUGGGUAAGCCUAUUGUGCCCAUGUGAUGAAAGGGAGGUACCCCCACUCGGCUGUUCAAUGGUGAACAUCACUAGAAUGUAGGAACUCACUUGAUUAGUAUGUUGAAAAGCCUUAUAAGUGUGCAGAAAAUCAAAAUCUAUAUGGAAGAAAUCCAUGACAGGACUUCUCUUUGCUGAUCUAUUAGUGCUACAUCAACCAGAUUUCAUCACAUUUGUUUAUUUUGGUAGAAGGUCUUACGUGCCCACCAGCACGGAGACAAACAGAUGAUGGUUGAUAUAUAACAUGAAUUGUUUUCUCUCAGGACCUCUGUUGCCUGAAGCUCUUGAUGUGCUAAAUAUUCCUUUUCGCCAAAGGCAGGAGCUCACAAUUAACUUGAGUGGAGGAGGUGAAUGGAAACUCUUUUCAGAGAAAAUGGGCUUAACUCCAGCAGAGAUCCACUUCCUCGACAAGCGAGUGAUAAACCCAUGUGACGUCGCAUUGAGCCAUAGUAGACGACAAGGUUUCAUAAGAAGUGUGGGUGAUCUCUACGAUGCUUUGGUAGAAUGUGAUUUUCCUGCAAUGGCUGAUUUGCUGUAAAGAAAGAAUCGCAUCCUCAAUAGAUCGAUGAAGUUGUUUUCUACAGGAAUUCCUAAAAUUAGUUGGCAAACCUAUAUUUCAAACUCUGUUUGUCAAGAUUAUCAAUCCAUUUUCGUUUUUAAUUAUAAAAUACAAUUUUAAGCCACGGCCAAACGAUCGCAACGUUUAAAUGCAACAUAUGCCCCCCUAUUGCGACGUGUUGCAACUCGUUGUUUGACCAUUUUCAAACUUGAGCCAACGACACCCAUUAUGUCGCAACAGGGUGGUCAAACAACGUUACGAUAAGUUGCGUUGAGACUUGCUAUUUUGUUUUUUUUUUUCGAUCAUGCCUAAUAGUUAUGAGAGGUAAAUAAAAUCCCACGAAGCCACUUUCCAUAAAAUAGUAAGUAAUUUGACUCGAUACUCCUAUAUGUCGCGUUAAAAUGUUGGGCGCUCGUUUGACAGGGGCUUUAUGUUUUGACCCGCUAGCAGUUUUCUUCUGUGAAAAUUAAAUCGUAACGAGAAACCAGAGAUAAACUAAGUGACUUAAGCUUUUCCAAAAUAUAUUUUUGUCGUGUAAUGAAAUAUUUUUUAUAGUAAUGGUGAUUGUAGAAAUUUACAAAUUGCUUCCAGUCAAAGUAGAUAUAUCAUAUUUUUAACCAUUCUUGAUUAAAAUUAUUAAAUGCAGUUUUUGUUUUUGAAAUACCAAUUUUUCUAGCGUGAUUGUGUUAUAGUGUUCCUAUAAGUGGUGUGCGAUGGGCUCUCCUUAGAGCAGUGCCUGUGGUAACAAGAUAUGAAGAUCUAAGUGAUUUCACGAAUAACUAUAUUCAAAGGAAAUAUUACCUAGAAAUUUUUACCACAUUGUUUCUUAGUUCCUUUCAGCUUUGCACCAUUUAAGUUAGAUUCCAGUUUUCCGUAGUUUGAAACUUGUCAAUCAGCAUCGCUGCUUGGAAUUAAGUAAUGUAAAUUUGCGAUUAAUAGGACAAAUUUUAGCCGUGUGCCAGAAUGCGCGUUAAUAUACCGGUAGGCUGUUUGCAAGUGUCUGGGCCUCGCGCCUGUGUAAACAAUAUAUUAGCUAUUUUAGUUUACGAUAAGCUAUAUUAAUA
This is a messenger RNA of Orbicella faveolata, 2094 nucleotides long. RefSeq lists its product as uncharacterized. Gene Ontology annotation, biological process: signal transduction. NCBI's taxonomy places the organism in Eukaryota, Metazoa, Cnidaria, Anthozoa, Scleractinia, Merulinidae. The record is from RefSeq and is a predicted model, not a curated record. Gene Ontology annotation, molecular function: protein binding.